UCAGAUUAUGCGUCUAGAAAGUUGGCAAAUUUCUGUUGUAUAGAAUUGAAUUUCUGAUUGGGUACAGCGAUUUCAAAGUCUUCGGUUUUUUUUCAAGACAAUAACGCAAGCAAAUGACUUGAGCAUGGACAAUGGCUGCUUUUAUAAAUCAGAAAAUGGAUAGAAACCAAAAGAGCACGAAGAAAAGGAGAACUGAAGAACACGGAUACACAAAAUGGGUUCUCAAAAGCAGGGCUUUAUUUGGUUAUCAGGGCUUUUGUUUCUGAAUAUCCUUCUCUUUUCCAGUGCUGAUGUCCACCAUUAUGCAUUUGUUCUACAAGAAUCCGAGUUCACAAAGCUGUGUAGCACAAUGAGCAUCUUGACCGUAAAUGGCAGUUUUCCAGGGCCAGAGAUUCGGGUUCGCAGAGGGGACACAGUUUUUGUCAAUGUCCAUAAUCAAGGAAACGAUGCUGUUUCCAUAGUGUGGGAGGGUGUUGAGGAUUCAAUUGAUGGUUCCGAUGAUUUGAUUCAGCCUGGUAGAAACUUAACUUAUGAGAUCGAAUUAGACGAGGAACUAGGAACUCUUUGGUGGCAUGCUAAGAGUGCCUGGGCCAGUGCCACCGUCCAUGGCGCCUUUGUCAUUUUGCCUGCAGCCAAUGAAACUUAUCCUUUUCCUGCCCCUACUUCAGACCAAACAAUUAUACUUGGAUCAUGGUUUAAACAAGAAUUAACGGAAGCUAAUGAAACCAUUGCUCCAGGCCAAGCAGAUGCUUACACAAUCAAUGGCCAUCCUGGAGAAACAUAUGGAUGCAGCAACGAUACAACAUAUCAACUACAAGUAGAUUACGAGGGUGUUUACCUUCUUCGCUUAGUAAAUGCUGCGGUCAAUGAAACAAUGGUGUUUGGAAUCGCAUACCACAGCUUCACAAUUGUCGGACAAAGUGGGGCUUACAGCAGACGCUCUUUUGCCAAUUCUCUGACACUAGCCCCAGGCCAAACAUUGGACAUUUUGUUAGCCGCAAACCAAAAUCUUGGCCAAUAUUACAUGACUGCUCGGCCUUCCUCUGGUAGAUAUGUUACCACCGGAAUCAUACAAUAUACCGCCAGUGCUGGUGUUUAAUUUAAUUACAUAAUUUCAAGUGCCCAGGAUAUAGCUUGCUGCUUCAAUAAGAGAUUCAAUAAGGCAAAUCACUUACAUAUCAAUGCCCUCUGAAUAAUUCAUGUUAGCUGUGGAAAUUAUUUGUGAUUUUUCAUUAAAAAGUUCUUUGUUAGCUGUAAUUGGUGUUUGUUGUUCGAACGAGGAAUUUUUAAUAUUGUAUUUCUUUUUUUUUUUUUUGUGGGUGGGGAAGGAAAGGGGGUGACGGAAAGUUUUUCUUAGACUACAAUGUGAUUUGUUUGAGACUAUAAUUAACUGAACAUGGCUUGAAUUGCCACAGGUUGGGCCAGAUUUUGAUGCAAAAUAUAAUCGAAAUUCAUCUGGUCGGAAGUUGAAUUGCACAAAUUUCAUAUAAAACUUAUAGCUU
Messenger RNA from Durio zibethinus, 1502 nucleotides. RefSeq names its product laccase-15-like. The record is from RefSeq and is a predicted model, not a curated record. NCBI's taxonomy places the organism in Eukaryota, Viridiplantae, Streptophyta, Magnoliopsida, Malvales, Malvaceae. Gene Ontology annotation, molecular function: copper ion binding; oxidoreductase activity.